UAUCUUUCAUUUAGAAGCAGGCAUUCAGUACUCUUUCCUAUAAACCUGAAUCCCAAUGGCUAAAACCUGUAUCUCAAACUGCAUCAAUGACACAAGGUUCCCUCUCCCGGUCAGGCCAACCUACGUGAACCUCUAUAAGUGGCCGGAAUCCGAUGCUGAGUUUGUAAGGUCACUGAGCUCCGACUGGCGCAGCAAUGGCGGCCGUCCACACCCCACUGUUGUUGAUAGCAUCUCGUGCAGGCAAAUAUACCUGAGGAGCUACACGUUUCACAGGAGCAACCAGACCGAGACUGAGAAAACAAAAUGUUUUGGCAGAUCAGUUGAUAAGAAGAAAACUGUUGCCAAGAAGAAGAACGGGGCUCUCAGAAGGGCCAAAGAGGUUUCUUGUGCCGCCCUCUUGGCCAUGUUUCGGAGGCUGUUGGCCUGCACUUCCAAGGUUGAUGUGGCUGAUCAUCAUGGAGAUUGAACAUAUCAUUUUCCUUUACCUUUUUACAUAUUAAUUUCAGCUUUCAGUGCUUCCUUUUUCAGUUUUUAAAUAACUUUCUAAUAGCAUUAAGUUUUUAUUUAUUUCAUGCCUUUUCUUUGUUCUUCCAUCUAUAUUAUUGUCUUUGUUAAUGGAUUUUGCUGAUACCAUGAUUUGUUAAUGGCUAAAGUGCAGAGAGUAUUAUCGACAA
This is a messenger RNA of Hibiscus syriacus, 674 nucleotides long. RefSeq lists its product as uncharacterized. The record is from RefSeq and is a predicted model, not a curated record. The coding region runs from base 56 to 466 and encodes 136 amino acids. NCBI's taxonomy places the organism in Eukaryota, Viridiplantae, Streptophyta, Magnoliopsida, Malvales, Malvaceae. The transcript has 2 exons.